AUGUCUUCGUCUGAGAGUGGACUGUCUGACACUGUUGGCCCCAUGGCUAUUGUCUCUGACGAUGGGAUUAUCCCUGAGCUAGAGAUCUUUACCUCCGAUACCGAGAGUGACCCGGAGAUGAUGUCCGACGACGACGAUGAUUUCCAGCCUUUUGCGCUGCCCGACUUUGGCGAUGAUGUACCGCAUGCUGAUGGGCCAUCUCAUCCACAUCCCGAUGGUGAGCAUGUCGUGGCUCCGAUCCCCGUCCCUUUGCCUCUUGCUGCUUUUCCUUUUGAGGAUUUACCUUUUGAUGACUUGUUCGAUGAUGAUGUCGAUCUUUUUGAUGGUCCCGCUGAUGGUGCCCAGGGAGAUGGAGUUGUAGCUGAGGAUGCCAUUGUUGUUCCACUCGUUGAGAUUCCUAUUAUUGAUAUUUCUUCUGAUCAUUCUGUCCCCGAUUCUUUCGAGUCUGUAUCCUCUUCCGCCUUACAGGAAGUACCAGCUCCCGAGCCGGUGCCAUCUCCUGAGCCUUUGCCUGAUUUUGACCCUGUUCCCUUUGGUACACCUGACAUUGCACCACUUAUACCAGAUCCGGUUCCUACACCCACUGACCCUAUUGCUUUUGCCAGUCAGACAGACCCCCGAUACGCUUUCAAUAGCAAUGGGUGGAUAGAUGAUGAUGAUGAUGAUGUACCUCUCUCGAUCCAUGAUUCUGCCAGUCAGGUAGACCCCCGUUACCCUGACCCUCCUGUUAUCGAGCCCGUUACUCCCCCACAUGCUCCUGCACUUUUUGACGUUGCUUCUUUUCAUCCGGUUGAGUCAGAUGUACACCGCACUGACUUACCUAUCACUUACUUGCAGGACAUACCUGCACCCCGUCCAGGGGAAGGCCCGUCUAGCCAGCAGCCUGGCUACGACCCUCGUGUCUCAGCAGCUUUUCCUCACAUGCCUCAGUAUACACCUACUGCUCAUUUUACUUCUUCACCACUGGAUGAGCCAUUUAGGUGGUUCCCACCCUAUACCAUGCCGACUUCUGAUCCCUAUAAUCCCUCACACUUUAGUGGCUACACACGGGAUGAGUUACUUCUGUCAUUACAGCUUCAGUAUGAGAUCAUGAGUCGUAGAGUUUUGGAGCUUGAGAUGAUUCCACGUCCCCCACCUUGUUCAUGUCCGUCACCUUUUGCGACUCCACCUUCUCCUAUUUUGCCUUAUCCAGAUUUUGAUAUUCGAUUUCUCACUAUGGAGCAGCAUAUCAGUUAUCUGUUGCGGCGCGUUUACGAUCUUGAGGAGGAGCUUGCGCAUGUGCGCAGCUUGCUUUUUGUUCCUCCACCUCCUCCUCCACCCCCAUCAGCAUAA
Helianthus annuus (common sunflower) is the source of this 1332-nucleotide messenger RNA. RefSeq names its product cell surface glycoprotein 1-like. The transcript has 3 exons. NCBI's taxonomy places the organism in Eukaryota, Viridiplantae, Streptophyta, Magnoliopsida, Asterales, Asteraceae. Bases 1 to 1332 code for a protein of 443 amino acids. The record is from RefSeq and is a predicted model, not a curated record.